AUGGCUUCAGAUGACCAUUUCCUCCGUUUUAUAGUCCAAGAAGGUGAUCAAUGUGAACAACAUGCAAGAAAUGAAAGCCCAAGUGAUUCCUCUAGCAGAAUCUGUAAGGGAACCCAAAGCAACAGUAUGAAUAAAGUUAAUAAUUGUAACAAAUGUACCAGUCAUUAUGGAAGUGGAUGUUUUCAGCUUGACCAUUCCAAUGACUUUCAUGCUACUGCUUCCAGAAGAGCUAGCAGCAAUAGCAGCAGUUGUUCAGAACAGAAUAACUGUGAAAGUUCUCAGUUGUACUGUGAAGACUUUCACACAAAUUCUUGUGAAAGCAGGAGCAGCAUCAGCAGCAGCAGAAGUAGCAGUAGUCAUUUAGAUCAACCAGAAACCAAAAAGGAGGAAUUACCAAAGAAGAAAAUGGGAAAUAGUCCCUGUAAAGGAGGAAAGAAGCUAGUUAUGAAGAAACAACAGCAAAAGACUUCUUUUGCCUAUGACACAGUUAGAAAUAUCCAGAAGAAGAGUAAUAUGGCUCACCAUAUAUUGUCAGCCAGACUUCAUAAAAUUAAGGACCUUAAAAAUGAACUUUGUGUUUUGAAGAGUAAGUUGGAAGCAUACAGUAUGGAAAACCAGUUUUUACAUUUAAAAGCAGCAGUAAAAUAUGAAAUUGCAGAGGCUAACCUUUCCAAUCUGUUGAAAAAACACUGUCAAGAAGUGAGGACUCUAAGAGCUCUCAGGAGGUCUCAGGAGCAGGAACGCAUUGCAUCUAGGAGGCUUAGAGAAGUGGAAGUACAACUGCUGAAGACAAAAGAUACUUUCCACGUACUGCAAAAACUUUGUGAAGACAAGAAUCUUGCUGAGAGAAGGGAACUGCAGUGCAGAGUAACAGCCCUUACUGAAAGAAUGGAAGCCAGUGAUAAGAGAAUCCAGGGUCUAGAAAAGCAGCUGCUGCUGAAUAAUACUUCCUUUAGUCUUCAGUUAGCUGCUGAGAAGAAAAAGACAGUAGAAGCUCAGAUGAUCACCACGAAUCUUCAAAUGGAAAUUAAGUUGCUCAAUCAAAAAAUUCAGGAAAAGGAACGAGAACUUGGCUUAAGAAAUAUUUAUGCAAGCCGGCUACUUAAAAAUCAACAAGACAAAUGUGACCUUGAGUCUCCCCCAAAAGAUGUUAAUAUAUGCAAAGCAGUACAAGCAGAUAAGACUUUUAAAGUGGAAACAAUGACUCCACUUCAAAAGCAUGAGGUCGAGAAAAGUACAGUUUUAAAAGAGGAGAAGACAACACAAGAUUCAAAAGAAAAGCUAUGUGGUAUGCAUGAACAGAAUGAACUAAAAUCAGAAGUUCAUCAAACUGAAAAACUGCCAAAACAAGAAGUUUCAAAUAUAACAUGCAAAGAACAAUUAAGAGAAGAAAUAUGUCCAAAGGAAGAAAAACAUUUCAAAUGUGAAUACAUAGAAAGACAAAAAACCAGGGUUGUCAUGCAAGUGUUAAAAGUUGACAGUUUCAACGAUGAACUUGAUAAAUUAAUGGGAGAAGAAUCAUUUCAUCCUACUCAGGAUGUCCUGAAAAAUAAAAAUAAUCUGGAAGCUCUGGCGGAAAAGCAAAACAAUGAGGAACAUGAGGAAGGUGAGAAAGCAGCAAAAGUAACAAACCAUGGUAAGCUGGCAGCCCAAAGACAUAAAACAUCAUCUAAAUUUAAAAAACAGUAUAUGUUUUCAGAAGUCACUGAAAAUUUGCACCAGGGGCUCCCAUCAUCAGGUCCCAAUAUAAGCACUUUUUGCAAUUGUAGACAGGUGAAUAGGCACCAGAGUGAAAUAAAGAGUGUAAAUUCAGUUAGUACCUAUGAACCUGCAUUUGGUAAUGCCAUCAAAACAAGGCAGGAUACUUCUUCAACACAUAACGAAGGCCAAAUCCCUAAUACGUCAAUGGAAAAGAAGAAUACUCUCAUGGAAGAACUCUUUGGUCCAAGCUGCAUCUUAAAAAACAGUCAUCAAAACUUGAACAAACUGAGCAAACAAAAAACUCUGCAAAGUGAAAGGAUGUAUAAAAUCUCUUCUUACCUUGAUGAAGGAUUGCACUGUGGCGAUUCCAAACAAACCCACAUAAAGGUUUUCCAUGCAUCUGCCACUUUGGAAGACCCUAGAUAA
Messenger RNA from Sphaerodactylus townsendi, 2127 nucleotides. Its product is annotated as lebercilin-like protein. The record is from RefSeq and is a predicted model, not a curated record. Gene Ontology annotation, cellular component: axoneme. Lineage: Eukaryota; Metazoa; Chordata; Lepidosauria; Squamata; Sphaerodactylidae. Gene Ontology annotation, biological process: intraciliary transport.